Messenger RNA from Myxocyprinus asiaticus (Chinese sucker), 4150 nucleotides. Its product is annotated as dnaJ homolog subfamily C member 27. Bases 281 to 1123 code for a protein of 280 amino acids. Gene Ontology annotation, molecular function: GTP binding; GTPase activity. NCBI's taxonomy places the organism in Eukaryota, Metazoa, Chordata, Actinopteri, Cypriniformes, Catostomidae. The transcript has 8 exons. The record is from RefSeq and is a predicted model, not a curated record.
GGCAGCUGACCCGUCGUUGCUAAGGCAGUUAGCCAGUUAGCAUAAUGACUUUAGCUUUUAAAAAUAUUUUACUUGUUGAAAUAUUUGCGAUUUUUGCUGGCGACAAAAUGUGCUAACUGUAAUGGAAAAAAUGUUGUCCAUAAUUGUCGAUGACAUGUUACAGACACUAGCUAUCUGUUAGCCAUAUGGCGAGCUGCUCACUGUUGUUGACAGACAGACUGUACAGAUAUAGCGAAGUCAUACGUGAUUUUAUAGAUAUAUUUUUGUGAAUAAGUGCAAUAUGGACACGAAUGUUCAGAAGAGACGAGAAAACAAAAAGUCAUUACGGGUUAAGGUCAUUAGUCUGGGGAAUGCAGAAGUAGGGAAGAGUUGCAUUAUUAAACGAUAUUGUGAGAAGCGAUUUGUGCCCAAAUAUCUGGCCACUAUAGGUAUAGAUUAUGGAGUAACCAAGGUUCAGGUUCGGGACAGGGAGAUAAAAGUUAACAUUUUCGAUAUGGCUGGACAUCCAUUCUUCUAUGAGGUACGUAAUGAGUUCUAUAAGGACUCUCAAGGGGUUAUUCUAGUCUACGAUGUUGGUCUGAGAGAGAGCUUUGAUGCUCUGGACAGCUGGCUUACAGAGAUGAAGCAGGAAAUGGGAUCACAGGCCAACAUGGAGAACAUCAUCUUUGUCGUGUGUGCCAACAAGGUUGACUUGACGAAAAGACGAGUGGUGGAUGAGAGUGAGGGGAGACUUUGGGCUGAAAGCAGAGGGUUUCAUUACUUUGAGACUUCUGCCCAGAGUGGUGAAGGCAUCAAUGAAAUGUUUCAGGCUUUUUUCUCUUCUAUAACGGACAUGUGUGAGAACGGAGGGAAACGACCCACUCCAGAGGUCAAUGUAGGUUUUACCAAAGAGCAGGCUGACACUAUCCGGCGCAUCCGCAAUAGCAAAGACAGCUGGGACAUGCUGGGGGUUAAACCAGGGGCCACAAGGGAAGAAGUCAACAAGGCAUAUAGGAAGUUGGCUGUACUGUUGCAUCCAGACAAGUGUGUGGCUCCAGGCAGCGAGGAUGCCUUUAAAGCAGUGGUUAAUGCCCGCACUUCCCUGCUCAAGAAUAUCAAUCGAUCAGCUUCACAUUGCCGUUAAUUGGAGUUGGAGAGUUGCUUCGCAUUAGCAGAGUUGCCUUGUCAAUGAAGAUUAAACUUAGGACACAUGGAGAAGCCUCUGGACUUCAGCAAAGAUGCAGAUACAGCUGAGUUUGAUAUACAGCUAUGGCACAGUUACCAUAAUGUAAUAUGCAUUUUUCAGUUAAAUGGGCAACAUCAAUAAUGCUUUAAAGAAGUGUAUCUGUCUAGCCACAGCCCAGAUCCAUUGCUCAGUAACUAAACUGCACUGUUUAGGCAUGAAGCUUGAUGAUGACCUAAGUGGACCUUUUCUCCUCCCAACCUAUUGUGAGACUUCUGACUUUAUUGUUUUGCUCAGUCCUAUAGGAGUCCAGGUGAAAUACCACUAAUUUACUGAUUUGCGAGACAGACUUAGCGUCCUAAUGCUGUUGUUAAAUCCUGACAUGCCUCGCAAGGACGCGGUGGCCAUUUGUGUGAUUAGCAGGCACUUCUCUACUUCACCUCAGCUCACUGCAAAGAGAAGGAUAAUACCUGGAAAGAAACAGUGUAACUUGUCCAAUACCUUUGCAUCAGUGCAAUACAACACAGUAGAUUUGGAAGAAACCAGUGUGACUUUUAUGGGAGUCGUCUUCUUAGUUUGAACACCCGAUUUCACUCACUAGUGUAUUACUGGUCCUUGGUCAUUUAAAGAUAUUUUAAUUCCAUUAGACAAAGAAGAACUGGAAACACUUUAUAAUAUGGCUCCAUUCGUUAACAUUAGUUAAUGCAUUUAUUAUCAUGAACAAACAAUUAACUAUGUAUAUAUAUUUUGCAGCAUUUAUUAAUCUUUGUUAAUGUUUUUUUAAUAAAAAUACAAUUGUUCAUUGUUAGUUCAUGUUAGUUCAUAGUGCAUUAACUAAUGAUAAAUACAUUUUAAAAAUGUAUUGGUAUAUGUUGAAAUUAACAUGAACUAUGCUGUUAAAUUAUUGUUCAUUGUUAGUUUAUGUUAACUAAUGUUGUUAACUAAUGUUAACAAAUGGAACCUUAUUGUAAAGUGUUACCAAAACAUUUUGUUAAUUGCAUUUGUACAUUAGUUAUUAAACGUGGGUACAAUAUUUAAUAUUUAUAAUAAUGGAUUUAUCAAAUGUAGGAUAUAGGUUGUGGUUAUUGGUGUCAAGACUGCUAAAUUACAAUGUUUUGUGUAAACAUACAGUUAACCACUCUUCACAACACAUUUUUGGGGUUUUGCAAAGUGCAAAGCCAACAAAACCAAUAUGGACCCUUUUCACAGACCUUUGAUGAUGCAUUUCCACUCCAUUUAGCAGCAUAAAUCUAGCAUAGUUUUUAUAUUUUUAAUUUUUUGAGUUAGUAAAUGUGCAUGUAUAAUGUUAUUCUUUAUUAUUAACUGGCCAUUAAUUAAAAAUCAACACUGCUAGGAUGGAGUUUCAAAUACAGUAGCUAAGGUAUUGACAAUAACUGUUGUAAUCCAUCUCUCUCAAUGUAUUCCUCUUUUGGAAAGUAGUGAAAACCUAACAGUAGAUUGUUUCUUUUGCUGUUGGAACAAAUUUCAUUUUCAUUUAUUUAUUUAUUUGUCAAGGACAAUACACAUUAAUCAUUAAUCAAACAUCUUACUUAUGUAAAUGCAUCAGAUUUAGCCAAUGGCUAAUUUUUAUCUGCUGUCCCUGGGCAGGUUGAUGUCAAAGGUCAAAAUGACACUCAAAAUACAUAAUUUUAAAUAUCGAAAAAUACACAUUAUACAAAAAUCAAUCAAAAUCAAUCAGGAACAAAUCUUAAAAAAAUAAAACAUGAAACUCAAAAACACAAUAUAAAAAAAUCCCUAAGGCAAUACUAACACUUAACACCAUGUUGGCAGUUCUGGUUUGACAUUAACCAGACUUUUCAAAUCAGCUGGAAGUCCAUUCCAGUCAUGGGUUGCUCUAAAAGCAAAUGAUAAUUGACCAAAAACACUCUUACUUAAUGGUAUUUUACAAUCACCCCUAAUGCCAGCCCUAGUUAUGAGAAUGCACAUAUUAUAUUUGCUGUUGUUUACCAUUCACUGCUAAAGAAGUUUACCCCACUACAGUUUACUUCACUUUCCAAACCCAGAUAUGUGAGAAGGGUCCAUUGAUAUUGGUGAAGUAGUUUAGGUUCCUUAAAUUAUGAUGCAUGUGAUAAAUGGAAAUUUGUAAUAUAGUUUAUUAUUUUAAAAUGGAUUAAGCAUGUAAGAAACUCUCAGCGAACCUGUCCUGUGAUUGUGUCUGAUCCUAGGAUACUGUAUGGAGAAAGGGUCUUUGUUUACAUACUGGAAGACAUCAAAUACAUUAUUAAGAAUAUUUCAACUGUAACAUUAGCAGAAAUGCCCAACAAAUCUGUGUAUAUGUGCCAACAUGCAUUAGUUUGACAGUGUUUUGUUUGGCUCUUGUAUAUUAAAAGUUCUAUGUAAAAAUCACUAUAAUGCAAUUAUAUAAAAUAUUGUAUUUUUUAUGGACUUGUGGAGUUUACAUCAUGAUGUGAGUGUACAUGUUAUAUUUUAAAAUAUUUAUGUAAAAAUACACAUUUUGUGAUCUUAAUUUAAUAACAUUUAUUUACUUUAAGAUCAUUUGUUUUAUUUUUCCUUAAUUUCCUGCUUCCUUUGAAGCACGUUGUAUAAAGUUGUUUGAGGGAAUUGGAUUAUGUGCUGCCUUGUUCUCUUCUGUAUGUUGGACUAUGUAAUGUGUACCUGUUUACCCCAACGUUUAGUUACUUCACCCAUAAUGUGAAGAGAUGAUAUGUCACUAAUAGCUACCCUCACUAUACAGAACCACAUCUUUGAACUGGAUUGACUGAAUCACUUUGUAUUGUUUUUGCCUUUCAUUUCAUUGAAUGACACUGAUGUAAAAAAUGUGUUAAAAGGCAUGAGCUAAGAAGCAUGAACAAACAUAUCUGUGAUGAUACAGAACUCAAAGAUCAGGCCUGUUUACAUGAAGGACAAGGCCACUGCUUAAUGAGGAAAGUUAUGGCUCUGUUUUAUGCACAGAAGCAUUGACUUUCUCCAUUCGGGUUACACUAAUAAAGGAACAAUCGUAAAUUA